UCCUCCUUCAAGAUGCGGCAACUUCGGCCCCUUCUCGUAUCACACUCAGGGAACUAUAAGAAUAGUCAAUGGACACGAUUGAAGAUUCUGCACAGGUGUCUCUCCACGUCACUGAGAAACUCUUGCAAGGAAGAUAAUGAUACGUCAGCUCAGAAAUACAAGAGAACAGUUCUCUUGCCUGCGACAAGUUUCCCUCUUCGGGUAGAAGGAGCAAAAAGGGUCAAGAAUGAGAGGAGAAUUCAGGAGGAAGCUGGCUUUGCAGACCUGUACGACUGGCAGAGAAAGCAGAAGCGUGAGCAAGAGUAUGUCCUACAUGAUGGGCCACCGUAUGCAAAUGGAAAACCACAUAUUGGCCAUGCAGUCAAUAAGAUUCUCAAGGAUGUGACCAUGAGACAGAAACUCCUAAGAGGCUACAAAGUGCACUACAUCCCAGGAUGGGAUUGCCAUGGUCUCCCCAUUGAACUGAAGGCACUUGACAGGGACAAAAAGAAGAAGAAGAAAGAGGUUCCAACCCCAACUACUCCUCUUGGGAUCAGGAAGAUGGCCAAAAAAUUUGCUGAAGAAGCCCUAGACAUUCAGCGUGAAACAUUUAAGAGGUGGGGCGUGCUGGCAAACUGGUCCAAUAUAUAUCGCACAUUUGAUCCAAGUUAUGUAUCGAAGGAGCUCCAUCUCUUCGCAGAUUUAUAUGAAAAAGGUUAUGUGUAUCAGGCUUAUAAACCUGUGUAUUUCUCUCCAUCUUCUGGUACUGCGUUAGCGGAAGCAGAGCUGGAGUAUAAUAUUGAACACUGUAGUCCCUCUAUAUAUGUUGGGAUGCCAUGCAGUAAUUUGCCUCAUUUUGUACAGGAAAAGCUUGCUGAGUAUGAAGCACAAGUCUAUCUUGCUGUAUGGACCACAACGCCUUGGACACUUCACGCCAAUGAAGCCAUCUGUUUCUCUCCGGAAAAAAACUAUUCUCUUGUUCUUGUUGAGCAAGAAGGGAAGUUAACAGCGUUGAUAUGGGCUGAAGAGCUUUUAGAUGAACUGAAGAAAGUUGUUGGGAAUAACAUUACUAUUCUAUCCUCUUUCGAAGGUUCUCAACUGGCUACAGUAAAGUAUCGUCACCCAUUAGAAGAACGUCUUUGUCCUUGUCUCCCUGGCAGUCAUGUGACAAUGUCAAAGGGAACUGGGCUUGUCCAUACGGCUCCUGCGCACGGCCAUGAUGAUUUUCUAGUUGCUCUGGAUUUCAAGAUACCCGUGGACUGUAAAGUAGAUUCACGAGGCUGCUACAUGCCAGAAGUUGGCGCAGAGCUAGCGGGAAAAAGGGUCUUAGAGGAAGGAAAUGAUGCUGUUAUCCAGUUACUUUUAAAGUCAGACGGCUUUGGAGGUCCAACUUUACUUCUGGCCAAGGACUCAUUCAUACAUUCCUAUCCUUAUGACUGGAGAACCAAGAAGCCUGUUAUCAUUCGAGCAUCUAAGCAGUGGUUUAUCAACACCGAUAUAUUGAAGGAGAGUGCAUUGCAAGUGUUACAAGAUGUGACCAUCUUGCCUCGCAGUGUCCAGACAGGAAUGAUUGGCCAGUUAGAGAGACGACCCUAUUGGUGCAUAUCUCGGCAACGAGUGUGGGGUGCGCCCAUUCCCGUCUUCUAUGAUAAAGUUUCAGGGGAGCCUGUAGUUAAUAGAAGAAUAAUUGAACAUGUAGCAGAUGUCUUGCAGCGAGAGGGUCCAGACUCCUGGUGGACGCUUCCUGAGGAGAAUUUGCUUCCUCCAGAAAUUGUGGAGAACUUUAAGCAGAAUGAAAAGCCAUUACCCACCAAGGGUACUGACAUCUUCGACAUCUGGUUUGAUUCCGGGUCUUCCUGGAACAGUGUCUUGAAAAGUCCCUCAGCUGACUUGUACCUGGAGGGAGUAGAUCAGUUUACAGGAUGGUUCCAGUCAUCUCUGCUCACUUCUGUGGCUGCCACAGGAAAGGCUCCUUACAAGCAGUUGUACGUCCAUGGUUUUACACUAGAUGAGACUGGAAGGAAGAUGAGCAAGUCUCUGAAUAAUGUCAUUGACCCUGAUAUUGUUACCGAUGGAGGCAAAAAUCUCAGUAAAGAUCCUGUUUAUGGUGCAGAUGUCCUAAGAUGGUGGGUUGCUUCACAUGCAACCAACCACACCAACCUGUCUGUUGGCAAGAAUAUCCUAGACCAAUGCAAGGAGUCUGUCCAGAAGGUGCGAGCGGUGUUGCGUUUUCUGCUGGCUUCCUUGGGUGACUACCAGCCCUGCGAACAUAGCCUUCCUGUAGCUGACCUCAAGCCGAUCGACCAAUAUAUGCUUCAUCUCUUGAAAGGACACAUUGAAAGAGUUUGGGAGCACUAUGAGAAUUUUGAGUAUCACCGUGUUACGGCUACUUCUCUUGCAUUUAUUAAUUCUAAUGUCUCAGCCUUUUACUUCUCCAUCAUCAAAGAUCGACUUUACUGUGAGAGUCGGCUGGGCAGCAAACGCAUGUCUGCUCUCUUGGUGCUUCAUCACCUGCUGCACCAUCUCCUUCUGUCCCUGGCACCAGUCCUGCCCCAUCUGGCUGAGGAGGUGGCCCUUCAUCACCACAAUAAAAAAUCUUGGCAUGUGUUCCACCAAGUGUAUAAUGGUCUCCCUGCUUCCUGGGAGCAACCAGAACUGGCAAGCAGGAUAGAAAAGUGCCUUGAGGUGCGCAAUGAACUCUUCAGACGUCAUCCCAACGUGAACCACAAUGUGCAAGUCACAGUUACAGCUGGUGGAGAUAUGUUAGAGUCCCUCAUGCUUCUCCAGAGACACACGGAUGCAGUUGACUCAGGCCUUUGCGAAUUGUUCUUAGUUUCAAAAGUUGUCGUUCUUCCUGAUGAAGAAGGAAGUGAUGGAUUCUCGCUGGAAACAAGCACACCCACUGGAGAAAAAUGCCUGAGGUGUCGCAAGUACACAGCAGAUGUUGGGGAGGAACUGUGUACCAGGUGUCAGAGUACUAUCUCUUCAUCAUGGUAGAUAGGGGGUGCAAACUGAAUCAAAAGCUUUUGUUGUUAAGAAAGAGGAAAAAAGAAGUAGAGAAAGUAGGUAAUGAUACUUGAGAGUCUCUCUGUGAUAUACUUUGGGUGGUCUUUUGUACUUAUGAAAGAAGGACUUUGGUAGACUGACGGGAAUCUUAAAAAAAAGCAAAAAAAGUAAUUGAAAAAAUAGAUGAACAUGAGGGUGGCUUGAGGAGAAGAUUUGGUUAUCUUCUGUUCUUACAAAGAGGGAUUUGAACCUUUUCAUCUCCUGUGAGUGACUAAGGGUCAAGGAUUCAUGGUGACGUUUCUGUGAUUUUCUCAGAGUUAGACGAGCUCAGCUACUGUAUAUAUAGUGAGUUUCCCAGAACAUUGUUACUUAUAGAUGAUUAAUAUUUACAUCAAAAUCAGAGUCCAUUUUACAAAUAAUUUAUUAAUGGUUAAAUAUGUAAUUCCAAAUAUUUAUGGUACAAUAACUACCCAAAUUUUUUUCUCCAAAGGUUGCUAAUUGUGGAACACUAGUAAAAAUAGGUAUAAGUUGUCAGUUUAAGAAGGGAGAGUGCCUCUUUUACACGAGACAUCUUAAGAGGACUUUUAUUCUUAGCUGUGAAGAAGGACAAAGUCGAGCCAGAAUUAAGAUAACAGAAGAGAAUAUACCAUGAGAUAUAGUAAAAGGAAAAUUCUCAAAAUGUUUGCAUGUAAUGUUAUGACAUUGAGAUGCAUAAUGAAGGAAUAUAUAUAUAUGUAUGUAUACACAUACAUUACGUAUAGUUAAUAUGUAGUUGUUUCAGAUUAUGUCCUUUUAAAUCACUUGUAAAUAGUAUUUUUAUUUUUGAGAGUUAAAAUAAAUGUCAAUAAUUUUAAA
Penaeus vannamei (Pacific white shrimp) is the source of this 3840-nucleotide messenger RNA. RefSeq names its product Isoleucyl-tRNA synthetase, mitochondrial (gene IleRS-m). Gene Ontology annotation, cellular component: mitochondrion. Gene Ontology annotation, biological process: mitochondrial translation; isoleucyl-tRNA aminoacylation. Gene Ontology annotation, molecular function: tRNA binding; isoleucine-tRNA ligase activity; ATP binding. NCBI's taxonomy places the organism in Eukaryota, Metazoa, Arthropoda, Malacostraca, Decapoda, Penaeidae. The record is from RefSeq and is a predicted model, not a curated record.